AUGAUCGCCCCCUCCAGCCCAGCAACCGCAAGUCGUGCCUCAAGGAAACGCCAAUCGGACUUUUCUGUCGACCCGGCUGCCCUCUCGCCUAGUAAGACCGAGGAGAACAGUCCCACGAGGUUCGAGCCGUACAUGAUGACGACGCGAUUUGGCCGCAAGCCCCGCAUGACCGCGAAGGUCCAGGCAGCAGGAGGGCGCCGAAAUACGGAGGCGCCGGGCGAUCCACACCAAUUCUUCGACGCGAACGGCGAGCUCGAGAUGCCGACAUUAACGACCGGACCCUGCUUGCCAACGCCCGAGAUGGAUUGUAGCAGGUCACACGAUGUCCCGUACCAAGCAGCGCGCAGGGUGCCGCCGACGAACCCCAGGCCAACGCAAGCUCCCGGACGCCUCAAGGACGCCAAGAAUGACAACUCCUCCAAUGUCCAAAGCCCGGAGUCUCCCCUCUCCGCCUAA
Molecule: messenger RNA, 456 nt
Organism: Thermothielavioides terrestris NRRL 8126
Lineage: Eukaryota; Fungi; Ascomycota; Sordariomycetes; Sordariales; Chaetomiaceae
Exons: 3
Coding region: 1-456 (151 amino acids)
Source: RefSeq, a predicted model, not a curated record